Molecule: messenger RNA, 1962 nt
Organism: Fusarium fujikuroi IMI 58289
Lineage: Eukaryota; Fungi; Ascomycota; Sordariomycetes; Hypocreales; Nectriaceae
Exons: 1
Coding region: 1-1962 (653 amino acids)
Biological process (GO): proteolysis
Molecular function (GO): serine-type endopeptidase activity
Source: RefSeq, a predicted model, not a curated record
AUGUCUGGCCCUACCAUCAAUGGAAAUGCUUUCUCCGUCUCGUCCCUCCCGGAUGGCCCUGAGCAGCCUGGCGGGGAUGAGAUGAGAGUCAAUCAUCUCCCCGAGAACACUAAUUAUAUCGUUCUCGAAACCCAAGACCCUCUCAAGAGGCCUGAGAAAAGAACCCUCCAAGAUCUCCACGUCGAGCUACAUGAAUAUCUCGGCGGCAACACUUGGCUCUGCCGCUAUGAGCCCACGGACAUCAAGUCCCUGCGCGACCUUGCUUUCGUCAAGGAUGCGAAGCCCCUGCAGCCAGAGCUAAAGCUCCAGCCAGCUCUUAAGGAUGGUGCGGCUGAAAGCCGUACUGUUGAUAUCGUCCUUCAGAAUCGUGCGGAUGACUCUGCUGAGGAUAUCUCCCAGCGCAUUCAAGAUUCUCUUGGCAUCUCACCUGAGGAUAUCACUAUCAGAGAUGGUGCCUCUGUCAUUCGUCUGACUGGCAACAAUGACAAGCUGCAAGAGAUCGCCAAGAUUGACAGUGUUGGGUCUAUUCAAGAGGUACACAAGCUCACCUUCUUCAACAAUGUUGCACGUGAGAUCCUUCAUGCCGACGUCAGUGGAUCCAACACCGUCUUCAAAGGAGCCAAUCAGAUAGUCACCGUCGCUGACACUGGCUUUGACACUGGGGAUGAGAACAAGACCCAUGACGCCUUCACCGGUCGUGUCAAGAAGCUCAUCCCCAUUGGCAGGUCAGACAAGACCAACGACCCCGAUGGGCAUGGCACACAUGUUUGCGGGUCUGUCCUUGGUGACGGCCACUCUGAAAAGAUGGGCGGUUCAAUCCAAGGCACUGCACCAAAGGCGACUCUCAUUGUCCAAUCUCUCUUGGACAGACGCGGUGGCCUCUUCGGUCGAUCUGAGAAGACUCUCGGCGAUCUACUCAAAGAGGCGCUCGAUCACCAGUCUUUCAUCCAUACCAACUCCUGGGGCCCCGUCUGGGCUCGUCAACUUGAGUACAACAACGCAAGCACAGACCUCGACACUUUCGUUUCUAAUCAUCAAGAUAUGACAGUUUGCUUCGCUGCUGGUAACGACGGUGGCGAGGAGACUGAUCUUGGCCACAUUGGCGCACAAGCAGCGGCCAAGAACUGCAUUGCUGUUGGGUCAAGCGAUAACCGUCGCAAAGCCAAGAACAACCGCUUCGACGCCUUCAAGGCCGAUGGAGUUGUUGAAGGUAACCCCAACAGCAUCUCUUGGUUUAGUAGUCGGGGGCCUACGCUCGAGCGUCGCAUCAAGCCUGAUGUCGUUGCGCCAGGUACCAUGAUUCUGUCGGCAAUGUCGAGAGUUGCGCAGCCAAAUGCCACGUACGGUCGUUCAAGUGACCCUGCUUGGACGUUUAGUUCGGGCACUAGCAUGGCUACUCCGCUUGUCGCAGGUUGUGUUGCUGUCCUUCGAGAGUCACUGCAGAAGGAUGGAGUCACUUCCCCAAGCGCCGCGUUGCUCAAAGCCUUGCUUGUCAACGGCGCUGUGGACACGGGCAACAGUUUUGAAGCCCAGGGUCUCGGCCGUGUUGAUCUCGCCAACUCCGUCAUUCUCAAUGGUAUCACUACCAACAAAGGCUACUUGGAGGCUGAGGUCCUUGACGAGGAUGACCAAGACGAGUUCACCAAGACACUCACCCUAGGAGACCUUCUUAUGCCUGAUGGGCCAGACUCGGAGACUGUUACGUUGAAGGUCACUAUGGUGUACUCCGAUCUUCCAGGUGCCGCUUUGCAGAACAACAUCAAUCUCCAGGUUGCUGUUGGUGAUGCACCGAGCAGAUUUGGAAACUUGGGCGAUAGACCUGAUGAUGUCAACAACGUGGAGCAGGUUAUUUGGAGUGGCAUUCCUGCUGAGAGGGACACCAAGAUCACGCUUAGUGUCACUGCACCGAGGACUAUGUGUGGGGACAAGCAAGCUUUUGCUCUGGUUUGGAGUGUGAUUUAA